Molecule: messenger RNA, 507 nt
Organism: Clonostachys byssicola
Lineage: Eukaryota; Fungi; Ascomycota; Sordariomycetes; Hypocreales; Bionectriaceae
Source: the annotation of a GenBank genome assembly
AUGGGACAAAUUUACAGCCUGUUCACGCGGAUCGAAAUCGACGCUCCUCCGGACAUAGUGCGAUCAGUGCUGCUCGACUUUGAGCAUCACAAAGACUGGCAUGGCACAUAUGUAUUCAAAUGCUUGGAUCCAAGCAUGAAGCCCGUGGACCUCAAGCCUGGAGAUAAGCUCGACAUGGAGAUCAGAGGUUAUACAUUCAUGGGCUAUCCCUACCCCUUUCGCUUUCAGCCCACGCUCCGGGAAAAUAUCCCAGAGCUGUUGGAAUGGAAUGGAGGACCACGGAUGAUAUUCAAUGGGACUCACAGCUUCAUCUUCUCCUAUAGCCGGAAGAACCCUGGCGGUACGACAUUCAUCCAGAGCGAGCAGUUCACCGGGCUGCUUGCCUUUCUCGUCGGCCAAAACUGGGAAUUUGGGAGGCAGAGCCUGGGGCACUUCCAGGUCCUCAGCCAGGACCUGAAAACAGCCGCUGAACGACAGGCCAAUGGGUUAGGUGCCGGGGUUUCCUGA